Messenger RNA from Xiphophorus maculatus (southern platyfish), 5233 nucleotides. Its product is annotated as neuroblast differentiation-associated protein AHNAK-like. Gene Ontology annotation, biological process: regulation of RNA splicing. The record is from RefSeq and is a predicted model, not a curated record. Bases 150 to 4931 code for a protein of 1593 amino acids. NCBI's taxonomy places the organism in Eukaryota, Metazoa, Chordata, Actinopteri, Cyprinodontiformes, Poeciliidae. The transcript has 5 exons. Gene Ontology annotation, cellular component: cytoplasm; nucleus; costamere.
AUUUAACAGGCCAGUUCCUCUCAUCCCAACAAAGCAGCAGUGAUACCCGGAAGAGUGGACAACUCUGGCAGCGAUACUAGGGUGAGAUUUCUUUGAUUCUACUACAUUUUGCCAUUCAUUCUGUGACAUGAGGGCAUAAAUACAAAAAAAUGAGCGGAGAAAGCAAGAGUGCAAGCAUUUCAGGAAGCCUGGCUCUGGAUGACUCUGGGGAAGGACUCUCCAUUAAAGGGAAUGCAGAGAACACUAUUGCUGCCAAAAGUGACCUAAAAGCAGAGGAGGAUAUUGUCGUCGCCACGAUAAAUCUAAGCGACCUCGACGAAAGUGAUGUGCGUAACAUCCUGGAGACCCUAAAGCCGUAUGAACGCAAUAUUAAGGUUCUGACGAAAAAGGACCUGAGUGCUGGUGUUGGGCUUGACUCGUUAGGAUUGGGUCUGAAAAACUCUACAGAGGGGCUAUUAAAGUCAGGUCUUUCACUGGAUUCAUCAGCUGACCUGCCAGCGGUUUCCUUCAACGGCCUUAGUGGAGGGCUAAAUGCUGAACAUGGACUGGGUGGUAAAAUAACUGGCCCCUCUCUCACCGGAGACCUCCCCAAACUCAGCCUUAAUAAACCAUCGGCCGAUGCUGGUGCUGCAGUCACAAUGCCGUCUAUAGGACUAUCAGGACCAGAUAUGAAAGCAGAUAUAGACGGCUCACUUAAAACGCCUGAUGUCAGCGUGUCAGCUCCGCAAGUCAAGAUGCCAAAUGCAUCCUUGAAAGUUGAUAAACCAGAUUUGAAAUCAGGUGAACUCCAGGCCCCAAAGUUCAAAGUGCCAAACUUCAAACUGCCAAAAAUUGAACCAUCAAAAACAGAAAUGGAUGUCUCUGGUGACUUGGAUCUUCCAUCUGUAAGUGGAAAGGUAGAUGCACCAAAUCUCAACUUAUCAACUCCAAAGUCAAGUUUUAGUGGAGGGCUAAAUGCUGAACAUGGGGUGGAUGGUAAAAUAACUGGCCCCUCUCUCACCGGAGACCUCCCCAAACUCAGCCUUAAUAAGCCAUCGGCCGAUGCUGGUGCUGCAGUCACAAUGCCGUCUAUAGGACUAUCAGGAUCAGAUAUGAAAGCAGAUAUAGACGGCUCACUUAAAACGCCUGAUGUCAGUGUGUCGGCUCCAAAAGUCAAGAUGCCAAAUGCAUCCUUGAAAGUUGGUAAACCACAUUUGAAAUCAGGUGAAUACCAGGCCCCACAGUUCAAUAUGCCAAACUUCAAAUUGCCCAAAAUUGAACCACCAGAAACAGAAAUGGAUGUCUCUGGUGAGGUGGAUCUUCCAUCUGUAAGUGGAAAGGUAGACGCACCAAAUCUCAAUUUAUCGACUCCAAAGUCACAUUUUAAUAAGCCAAAUUUGGAAUUCAAUGAGCCAAAAGUAAAUUUGAAUGACCCUGACCUAAAAUUUGAAGCCCCCAAUGCUGAUAUUGAGGCACCUUCAGGCAAAAUCAAGUGGCCACAUUUAAAAUGGAAAAGUGGCAAAGUUAAAGGACCAGAUACUGACCUAGAUGCUGAAAUUUCAGUACCUGAUGCCAAUCUGCCCAUGGCAAAGGUUGAUGGGGAUUUAGAUGUCGAUAUUGACUUUCCCAAAGCAGACAUUAAAGGCCCUGAGGUAGAUGUUGAUUCCCCUUCUGGUAAAAUCAACUGGCCCCACUUAAAGUGGAAGAAACCAAAAUUUCAUGGCUCAAAGGAUAGUUUGGAUAUAGAUGCAAAUAUUGAUCCUGCAGAUGUUAACCUUUCUCUUCCAAAGGUGAAGGGGGAGCUUGAUCCCCCAGAUGUUGAUAUAAACCUGCCAAAGGCAGAUAUUAAAGGCCCAGACCUUGAUGUGCACACCCCAGACAUUGAUGUAGAAUCUACAGCCGGUAAAGUCAACUGGCCUCAUUUGAAAUGGAAGAAACCUAAAGUUCAAGGCUUGGCAGUAGAUGGAGAUCUAAACACACCAGAUGCAAAUCUAGCAUCUCCAAAAAUUGAGGGUGAUAUUAAUGUUCCCAAAGCUGAACUGAAUCUUCCCAAAGCUGACCUCACAGCUCCAGAUGUUGAUGCCCCCUCAGGAAAAAUCAACUGGCCUCAUCAGAAAUGGAAAAAACCUAAAGGUCAUGGCCCAAAAGCUGAAGUGGACGCGGGUUGGAAUACACCAGAUGUUAAUCUCUCAACUCCAAAGAUCGAUGGUAAAAUUAACUCACCAGAUCUUGAUCUGAAUUUACCUAAAGCUGAUGUUGACAUUGGGAAACCAGAAAUGGACAUUGAUCCUCCAUCUGGAAAGAUCAAAUUCCCCACGUUGAAAAAGCCAAAGUGGUCACUCUCUCAACCGAAGGUAAACGGUCCUGAUGUUGAUUUAGAUGCUGAUCUCUCUGGUCCCGAUCUUGAUCUCUCAACUCCCAAGAUCGAUGGUAAAAUUAACUCACCAGAUGUUGAUCUGAAUUUACCUAAAGCUGAUGUUGACAUUAAGAAACCAAAGAUGGACAUUAAUUCUAAAUCUGGAAAGGUCAAAUUUCCCACGUUGAAAAAGCCAAAGUGGUCACUCUCUCAACCGAAGGUAAACGGUCCUGAUGUCGAUUUAGAUGCUGAUCUCUCUGGCCCUGAUCUUGAUCUCUCAGCUCCCAAGAUCGAUGGUAAAAUUAACUCACCAGAUGUUGAUCUGAAUUUACCUAAAGCUGAUGUUGACAUUAAGAAACCAGAGAUGGACAUCAAUCCUCCAUCUGGAAAGAUCAAAUUCCCCACGUUGAAAAAGCCAAAGUGGUCACUCUCUCAACCGAAGAUAAAUGGUCCUGAUGUUGAUUUAGAUGCUGAUCUCUCUGGUCCUGAUCUUAAUCUCUCAGCUCCCAAGAUCGAUGGUAAAAUUAACUCGCCAGACUUUGAUCUGAAUUUACCUAACGCUGAUGUUGACAUUAAGAAACCAGAAAUGGACAUUAAUCCUAAAUCUGGAAAGGUCAAAUUUCCCACGUUGAAAAAGCCAAAGUGGUCACUCUCUCAACCGAAGGUAAACGGUCCUGAUGUUGAUUUAGAUGCUGAUCUCUCUGGUCCUGGUCUUGAUCUCUCAGCUCCCAAGAUCGAUGGUAAAAUUAACUCACCAGACUUUGAUCUGAAUUUACCUAAAGCUGAUGUUGACAUUAAGAAACCAGAAAUGGACAUUAAUCCUAAAUCUGGAAAGAUCAAAUUUCCCACAUUGAAAAAGCCAAAGUGGUCACUCUCUCAACCGAAGGUAAACGGUCCUGAUAUCGAUUUAGAUGCUGAUCUCUCUGGCCCUGAUCUUGAUCUCUCAGCUCCCAAGAUCGAUGGUAAAAUUAACUCACCAGACAUUGGUCUGAAUUUACCUAAAGCUGAUGUUGACAUUGAGAAACCAGAGAUGGACAUUGAUCCUCCAUCUGGAAAGAUCAAAUUGCCCACGUUGAAAAAGCCAAAGUGGUCACUCUCUCAACCGAAGGUAAACGGUCCUGAUGUUGAUUUAGAUGCUGAUCUCUCUGGUCCUGAUCUUGAUCUCUCAACUCCAAAGAUCGAUGGUAAAAUUAACUCACCAGACUUUGAUCUGAAUUUACCUAAAGCUGAUGUUGACAUUGAGAAACCAGAGAUGGACAUUGAUCCUCCAUCUGGAAAGAUCAAAUUGCCCACAUUGAAAAAGCCAAAGUGGUCACUCUCUCAACCGAAGGUAAAUGGUCCUGAUAUCGAUUUAGAUGCUGAUCUCUCUGGCCCUGAUCUUGAUCUCUCAGCUCCCAAGAUCGAUGGUAAAAUUAACUCACCAGACAUUGGUCUGAAUUUACCUAAAGCUGAUGCUGACAUUGAGAAACCAGAAAUGGACAUUGAUCCUCCAUCUGGAAAGAUCAAAUUGCCCACAUUGAAAAAGCCAAAGUGGUCACUCUCUCAACCGAAGAUAAAUGGUCCUGAUAUUGAUUUAGAUGCUGAUCUCUCUGGCCCUGAUCUUGACCUCUCAGCUCCGAAGAUUGAAGGUGAAAUACACACACCAGACCUGAAUCUAAAAGCACCCAAAACACAACUGCAAAGCCAAAAGUUUGAUCUCAAUGCCAAGUUGCCAAACACUGAACUGGAAGUACCUGAUGUCACAAUAAAAUCUCCAAAUUUGCAUACCAACCCACCAAACCUAGCCCUUAAAGCACCUGAUGGACAGAUAAAAACACCAGAUCUAGAGUUAGAUCCACUUCUUGGAGACUUCAAAAUGCCUCAUUUCAAGGUCCCAGCACUUGAUCUUUCAAGUUCGAAUGCAGGAAUUGAUGCACCCAAAGUUAACUUGAGCAAUCCUACAGCUGAUGCCAGCAUUUCUGUUCCUGCAGUGGAACUGAAUGGACCAAAGGUGGAAGGACGCAAAGUUGACAUUAACGCUCCAGGUGUAGAUGCCAAUGUUGAGAAGUCCAGAUUCCCACAUUUCAAAAUGCCAAAGUUAAGCUUUUUAGGACCUAAGGUGAAAACUGGAGAGGUCAAUGCCAGUGCAAGUGAUGUCGAUGAUGACGAUGAUGAUGAUUCAAAUGUUGAAACUGAUGUUCCUAUCUUCAGAUUACAUUCGCUACCCAAAUCAACCUUUGAUGGCUUUGGUGAUUUUUCUGAUGCAUUUGGCUUAUCAAAAUGUGACAAUGAAGAACAGGACUUUGUUGUAAGAAAAGGGAUAAAACUACCAGUAAGUAAUACAGCAACAGCAACGGGCAAGAUUGAUAUUAUGCAGAUACUGAGACUGUCAAAGGAAAAACCCUCCAGUGUCUCACCAACGGAAGAUGCUAAUCUGAGACUUGCUGCUCCUGGUUUAGAUGUCAGUGCCUCUGCAGAAGCAGAAGAUUCCUCUCUAGGUACUUUAAAAAUAGAAAAUCCUGGGUCUGUAGAGGGUUCAGCAGAUGAAAAUCAAAGACUAUCCCAGGGUCUUGCCAAUAUGCUUUGUCUUGGCUCUGAUGAUCCAGAUGCUGUCUGACUCUGAAAAAGUAGGACUCAAAUCUGAAAUGCUGUGUAUACCUGUACUUAAAUCAAAUUCACAUCUGUUUAUAUUACGGUAAUAGAAUCUAGAUUUUUUUUUUUAAUGAGCUAUGUUGAUAUUCCUGUUAUUUAUGCAAGCUUUUUUUCCAAACUUUUUCAUUUGAAUACAUUUUACCUAGUAAAGUGCAUGUUAUCAAAGUACACAAUAGAACUCUGAAUAUUGUUUUGCCAUUUAACAUUUUAAGAUCAAUUUGUGAAUGUAAUUGUUUUUGCUUAAUAAAUCACUGAAACAUCCUCAAA